AUGGCCUCCGUCGACCCUUUCGACUCGGCUCUCGACCUCCUCCGCCGUCUGAACCCGAAACACACGACCGACCACCUGAAUGCAAUCAUUUCCCUCGCACCGGAUCUGACGGAAGACCUCCUCUCGUCCGUCGACCAACCCCUCACCGUCAAGCGCUGUAAGCAGACGGGCCGCGACUACCUCCUCUGCGACUACAACCGCGACGGCGACAGCUACCGCUCCCCGUGGAGCAACCAGUUCGACCCGCCUCUGGAUGAGGGCGGCGUCGGCGGCGUCGGUGCCGGUGGUAGCGAGGGCGCCGGCGAAGGCGCGAUCCCCAGCGAGAGGGUCCGCAAGAUGGAGGUCAAGGCCAAUGAGGCGUUUGACGUGUACCGGGAUCUGUACUACGAGGGUGGUGUGAGCAGCGUAUACUUUUGGAACCUAGAUGAUGGAUUUGCCGGUGUGGUUCUCUUGAAGAAAUCCGCGACCCCCGGCGGAAGCGCAGAGGGCGUAUGGGACUCGAUCCACGUCUUCGAGGCCAUUGAGCGCGGCCGCACGACGCAGUACAAGCUCACAUCGACCGUCAUCCUUUCGCUCUCCACCUCGACCAACGCCCUGGGCGACAUGGACCUCAGCGGCAACAUGACGCGGCAGGUUGAGCAGGAGCUCCCCGUCGACGGCGACGAGAGUCACAUUGCCAACGUGGGACGGCUCGUUGAGGACAUGGAGCUCAAGAUGCGAAACCUGCUGCAGGAGGUCUACUUUGGCAAGGCCAAGGACGUCGUCGGCGACCUGCGGAGCGUGGGCAGCCUUAGCGAGGCUAGUAGGGACCGCGCGGCGCAGAGGGAGAUUAUCGGGAGCAUGCAGAAGUGA
This is a messenger RNA of Colletotrichum acutatum, 852 nucleotides long. RefSeq names its product F-actin-capping protein subunit beta. The record is from RefSeq and is a predicted model, not a curated record. Gene Ontology annotation, cellular component: F-actin capping protein complex; actin cortical patch; cytoplasm. Gene Ontology annotation, molecular function: actin filament binding. Bases 1 to 852 code for a protein of 283 amino acids. Gene Ontology annotation, biological process: cell morphogenesis; barbed-end actin filament capping; actin cytoskeleton organization. Lineage: Eukaryota; Fungi; Ascomycota; Sordariomycetes; Glomerellales; Glomerellaceae. The transcript is spliced from 3 exons.